AUGGAUGCUCUUCAACAGACAUAUAGCGUCGUCGCCGAGCGAUGGGUGUCCUUUACAACCGCCCUUGUCUUCUUGUUCAUGAUCUUGGUCGUCCCCAACGCGUUGCAUCAUGCGCGACUGUCGGCCAUUCCGCUUGUGGGAGGGGAGGUUGGCAGCCUCGAGAAGAGGAGACAGGCGUAUUUGACUAGUUCCAGAGCAUUGUACAAUCAGGGCUAUCGACUGUUCAAAGACGGGCUUUUCAGGAUCACGACCUCGAGGAAGUCCCCAGUCGUCGUUCUAUCCAGCAAGUUCUUGCCGCAGCUGAAGAAACUACCCGAUUCAAUCAUAAGUGUGAAUGCUGCCAUCAAUGAGAUGAUGGAAGGCAAAUAUACGGGGAUUGAUGCGGACCUUCCCAUCAUUCCGGCCACGAUCAAGGCGCAGUUGACCCCGGCGCUCACACGGCUGAAUGCCACCAUCUCGCAGGAAGUCGGGGAAGCGCUCGCACUCGAGAUGCCGGCCGCCGAGGACUGGACGGAAGUCAACAUCAACCGGAUCCUGAUGCGGGUCGUGGCCAUGGUCUCGGGCCGCGUCUUCAUCGGGUCUGAGCUCUGCCGCAACGAAGAGUAUCUGACUGCGGCUAUCAACUACACCAUCGAAGUCAUGACGGCCCACCGAGCCGUACAGGGGACUCGGCCGUGGUUGCGCCCGUUCUUGGCGCGGCGGCUGCCCGAGGUGAAGCAGGUGCAGCGGCGGAUAAGAGAAGCCGAUGCGUUCCUCAGGCCCGUCGUGGAGCAGAGGAGGAUGGCGGCCGAGGAUGAGUCGUAUGAGAAGCCGGACGACAUGCUGCAGUGGUUCAUUGAUGCCCGGGGCAAGUUCACCCGCGAAUCAAGCCAGGACCUUGCCAAAAUUCAGCUCCUCUUGAGCUUUGCCGCCAUCCACACGACGACUUUGACGGCUACCAAUGUGUUCUACGACAUUGCUUCCUUGCCGGACUUUGCCUCGCAAGUCUGCGACGAGAUUCGAGAGGCUCUGGCGAGCAACGGCGGGGCGUUUACGAGCAACGCGCUUCAGUCGAUGAAGAUGCUGGACAGCGCUCUCAAGGAGACGCUGCGUUUGCAUCCGCCGGGACUGGCAACAGCCUCGUUCCAGCGCAAGGUCCUCCAGUCGUUUACACUGUCCAACGGACAGGUGGUACCGGAGGGCGUCAUAAUUGAGAUUCCGACCGUGGCCAUCAACUCGGACACGACGGUGUUUCCCGACGCUGACCAGUUCGACCCGCUACGCUUCUACAAGCUGCGGAAGAAGGCGCGGGACGAGGGAUCCGUCGAGGCAGCAGCGCUGAACCAGUUUGUGAGCAUCAGCCCGAGCAGCCUGACGUUUGGCUACGGGCGGCACGCGUGCCCGGGGCGCUUCUUUGCGGCCAACGAGAUGAAGAUGAUUGUGGCGCAGGCGCUGCUCAAGUACGAUUUUCGGCUGUCCGAGGGCAGCUGUGAGCGGUACCCCAACAUUGAGUUUGCGGGCAUGUCGCUCCCUGACGCAUCGAAGCGGUUGCUAUGUCGGUUCAAGGAUCAUGGACGGGGAGCAGAGGUGGAUUCGGGGCGUAUUGUUGGGGCGAGCUUAACCUUGUAA
This is a messenger RNA of Hirsutella rhossiliensis, 1608 nucleotides long. RefSeq names its product cytochrome p450 domain-containing protein. Gene Ontology annotation, molecular function: monooxygenase activity; oxidoreductase activity, acting on paired donors, with incorporation or reduction of molecular oxygen; heme binding. Lineage: Eukaryota; Fungi; Ascomycota; Sordariomycetes; Hypocreales; Ophiocordycipitaceae. The record is from RefSeq and is a predicted model, not a curated record. Bases 1 to 1608 code for a protein of 535 amino acids. The transcript has 8 exons.